Molecule: messenger RNA, 372 nt
Organism: Lactuca virosa
Lineage: Eukaryota; Viridiplantae; Streptophyta; Magnoliopsida; Asterales; Asteraceae
Source: the annotation of a GenBank genome assembly
AUGGCGGACAGCAGCGGCAGCUAUCGACGACCGUGGCUUGUGCUCAUCAUAAAAGACGCACCUGCUUCGUUCGACCCUGUUACAGCAACCCUCACGCAUCGUCUUUAUGAUUCCACGAACCCAACCACCAACCUACGGUGGCAUGCAGUGGACGGAGGGGGUCAGCCUCCAGACGAUAGUGGUGAUGCAGCCAUCGGGAAGGAAAUGGAGAUGGAAGAAGGUGGUUCGAACCCACCGAGCACAGCAGCAGCAGCAGCAGCGAAGAGGCGACGACUCUUAUCCUCGUCGGCAGCUCCGUCUUCAGCGGCAUCGGCGCAGCGGCGGCUGUGGGUAAGAACCCGACAGCGUUGGAGGUUGCCCGCUAGCCCCUGA